AUGAGCAGCUCCCCCACUGAGUCGUCAGUCAGCCCAGGGCUGGAGGACAGCCAGGCAGUGAAGACCCCAAGUCCAGGGAAGUCCCUCAGCCCUGUGCUAAUGUGUAAGGUUUGUGGGGAUACCAGCAGCGGCAAACACUAUGGUAUUUAUGCAUGUAAUGGCUGCAGUGGCUUCUUCAAGCGGAGUGUCAGAAGGAAGCUCAUCUACAGGUGCCAGGCAGGUACCGGAAUGUGUCCUGUGGAUAAAGCCCAUCGGAAUCAAUGCCAGGCUUGUAGACUGAAGAAGUGUUUGCAGGCUGGUAUGAAUAAAGACGCCGUUCAAAACGAACGUCAGCCCCGAAGCACUGCCCAGGUCCGAACGGACACUGCCGAACUCGACCCUGACAAGGAGCACAUUGCAACUACCAGAGAGCCGACUUCAUCAUCUGUCAGCACCCAGAGACCAGUCUCCUCUAACAUCAGCAGUAGCCAGAGAACCAUCAGCCCACCAAAUAACCACCGCUUCAUGGCCAGCCUGAUGACCGCUGAGACUUGCGCCAAGCUGGAGCCUGAAGAUGUGGAUGAAAAUAUCGAUGUGACGAGUAACGAACCUGAGAGAACAUCCACCGAGUACCAGAUGUCCAUCUACCCUCCCAGUAGUCCCGAGUGUGUGUACGAGACUUCGGCUAGAUUGCUCUUCAUGGCAGUUAAAUGGGCCAAGAAUCUUCCAGUCUUCUCCAAUCUACCAUUCAGAGACCAGGUGAUCUUGUUGGAGGAAGCCUGGAAUGAACUCUUCCUGCUCUGUGCUAUCCAAUGGUCCAUGCCAUUGGAAAGCUGCCCUUUGUUGUCAUUACCUGAACUCUCUCAUAGUCCUCAAGGCAAGAGCAAUUCCACCAUGGCAGACGUCCGCAUCCUGCAGGAGAUCAUGAGUCGAUUCAAGGCCAUUGCUGUGGACCCCACAGAGUUUGCUUGUCUGAAGGCUGUGGUACUCUUUAAACCAGAAACACGAGGCUUGAAAGACCCAGAGCAAGUGGAGAAUCUACAGGAUCAGUCACAAGUGAUGCUGGGUCAGCACAGCAGGACACACUACCCAAUCCAACCAGUUAGAUUUGGAAAGUUGCUUCUCCUCCUGCCCUCACUCCGCUUUGUCUCAUCAGAGCAAAUUGAGCUGCUGUUUUUCCACAGAACCAUCGGUAACACUCCCAUGGAAAAGCUUCUUUGUGACAUGUUUAAGAGCUGA
Messenger RNA from Carcharodon carcharias (great white shark), 1218 nucleotides. RefSeq names its product nuclear receptor subfamily 2, group E, member 3 (gene nr2e3). NCBI's taxonomy places the organism in Eukaryota, Metazoa, Chordata, Chondrichthyes, Lamniformes, Lamnidae. Gene Ontology annotation, biological process: positive regulation of transcription by RNA polymerase II; negative regulation of transcription by RNA polymerase II; cell differentiation. The coding region runs from base 1 to 1218 and encodes 405 amino acids. The transcript is spliced from 8 exons. The record is from RefSeq and is a predicted model, not a curated record. Gene Ontology annotation, molecular function: zinc ion binding; RNA polymerase II cis-regulatory region sequence-specific DNA binding; nuclear receptor activity.